Verticillium nonalfalfae is the source of this 498-nucleotide messenger RNA. RefSeq lists its product as uncharacterized. The transcript has 3 exons. Lineage: Eukaryota; Fungi; Ascomycota; Sordariomycetes; Glomerellales; Plectosphaerellaceae. The record is from RefSeq and is a predicted model, not a curated record. Bases 1 to 498 code for a protein of 165 amino acids.
AUGAAGCUCACUUCCAUCACUCUUGUUGCAGGCCUCAUUCUUGGUCUUGAGUCGUCUGGCGCGUCUGGCGACGACAUUAAGUACGAAUGCAAGGACCUGCUUCUGACCUCGAACGGCCGGGACCAAUGGCACCCCGAAUGGCAAAGCUUCCAGCUGUUCAAAAAGUCCGAGACUGUCCUUCACGCCAAAUGUCUCAGAAACGAUGGCAAGACGUACCGCUGCACGCGCAUCAACCUCAAUGACUGCAUCGGCCUUGAAGUCGACCGAGAAGCCAACAAGGUCAGCCUCGUAGCAGAGGAAGGCGGUUACUUCAACCUACGUUGUGGCGCCUGCAUUCUCAAGAAGACGCAAAAGAGUGACUACAUCGAGAACAAGCUUAUUUGCCCGUAUAUCUUUGCUCAAGCUUGGGACGUCGAUGUCAAUCUCGAGGACAUCUUGUUCAACGACGAUGGCCGCAUUGCUUGCAAUCACUGGAGAGGCUGGGACGCUCAGUGCUAG